AUCGCGUGCAGUUAUGACAGGUGGCAGUCCUUGUCAGAAUUCAGUUUUGAGUUGGAUUUUUGAGCAUUGCUGGGCACUAGCAGUGUGCGGACGACAAUGCUUGUUCCACCAUUACCGCUUUUGACGAUUUCACCUUGAGCAGGUAUGAGUAUAGUAGAGCAGUAGUUGAAGACAUCCCAAAGGCAGAGGAUUGAACGAGAGAUUGAAAGUGAAUGACUGCACGUGUAGUAUAUGACGGGCUGUCGUUCACUGCUGAACGCUUGGAGGUGGUAGCAUGGCCGUAACAAAUCCGCCCGUCAAGAUACUGGUGCUGGUCGUGUCCACACUGAUGGCAAUAGGCUUUUUCGGCGUUCUCCGACGGCGAGCAGCCUCUACCCAGGCAUCUUGGAGUGAAUCUGGACUGACCAGUGCCACAUUGGGAGCAGAUGCCGCCAGAAGAGUGCGAGCAGACGCUGCAAAUGUGAAAGGAGUCACCGGUACUAGGAUUGCUAGAGCUUCUAUUGGGCGAGAAAAGAGCCGUACGAAGGCUUAUGGCAUUGUGCAGUUAUUGCCCAAGGCCAGACGCAAGAUUUGGGAACUUGCCAGCAGUUUGACGAUCGCGACGAAACCUCCAAUGCCCGACAGCCACGGCAAGUGGCAAGACAUGAUCCGUGCCUCCACAUUCAUCCAGGGCCUGUCCCCAACCACGUCGUGUUUGCAGACGCGCUACGGGACGCUAAACGAUGGCGGCAAGACAUUGUGUAACGCCAACCAUUUUCUGUCUGCCCCCCGCUGUCUCAUUUAUAGCUUUGGCGUGCAGCGGACGUGCACAGCAGAGCAGGAGAUCCAUGAAGACUUUCCCCAUUGUGAAAUUCUCAUGUUCGAUCCCACCUCGACAGAGUUCUUUAAGAAGGCAUCUUGUUGUCGCCAAAGCAACAUGAAGUGUAUCGAGACAGCUUUGGGGGGUGGACAGGACGUGGCAGAUACUUUGGGAAUGGCGGGAGACACUUUGACGGAGAUCAUGCGCCAGCAUGGUCACGUGACACGCAAGAUCAAUCUACUGAAGAUGGACAUUGAAGGCAGUGAGUAUGGUGCACUGGAGUACCACAUGAAUAAUGCACAGACUGCAUCGUUCCCAGCUGUUGAUCUGUUGUUGAUGGAGAUCCACGGGCUGAAAACCCCCGCUGUUCGCGAGCGUGCUGCAAAGAUCAUCGAAUGGCUGGAGAACAUCGGACUGAGUAUCUACUAUGUUGAGCGCAAUCCUCGCUACCCAAUGACGAACGCGGAGAUCGCCCUGGUGAAUCGCUCCAUGCUGGUGCCAAUCUAGGGUAUUAUAUGUUAUAAAGUGAUCAGCGUUAAAAUUAGACCUUUCAAUAAUACGCAAUCAAUAAGACAAGCUGAAUCGACAUUUGUGUAUAUUUUAUUCAUGCAAUGUAAAACGGUGGAGACAAUGUGCAAUAAAACGAUGAAAGUAGGAAGACAUAGUGUAGAGAAAAAUUAAGGUUAAAACAAUCUAAGCGGUCAACUCGUGGAACUGUAAUAAACAAUAAUGUCAAUUUGCUUGUUUAACUGGCUACAACCAUAUAUCCCCUCCUCAGUUUUGAAAAUAUAUUGAACCAAUAAAAUAAGGCUUGGAUUUUUUUAAACAUGAAUAUCGACGCACUUGCCCCUUCUGUUCAUGUCUUGCCCCGCUCUAGUAAGGGUUCAUGAAUUCGCCCAGUCCAAACUCCUUCUCCGGUUUUUCUUUCCUUCCAGUUGCAUCUUCCUUUCUGCUCUGUUUUACUUUCGCUUUUCGUUCGUCCCUCUUGAUAGUUGUACUUUGUACUGUCGAGGCAACGAACUGAAAAUCAUAAUAAAAACCAACCAACCAACCAAAAUGCUACAUGUACAUCACAGUGCUAGGCUAACCGCGCUUUAAUGCGCUUCCCGAAUCCCUUCGCACAAAUCAUAUCCCCAAUUCAUUUCGCCAGGAACUUCACAAAUGCAUUUAUCUUGGGCACCCUGUAAG
Molecule: messenger RNA, 1987 nt
Organism: Sycon ciliatum
Lineage: Eukaryota; Metazoa; Porifera; Calcarea; Leucosolenida; Sycettidae
Exons: 1
Coding region: 275-1306 (343 amino acids)
Source: RefSeq, a predicted model, not a curated record